Molecule: messenger RNA, 4187 nt
Organism: Diospyros lotus (date-plum)
Lineage: Eukaryota; Viridiplantae; Streptophyta; Magnoliopsida; Ericales; Ebenaceae
Product: transcriptional corepressor SEUSS
Exons: 10
Coding region: 768-3491 (907 amino acids)
Biological process (GO): positive regulation of transcription by RNA polymerase II; negative regulation of transcription by RNA polymerase II
Cellular component (GO): nucleus; transcription regulator complex
Source: RefSeq, a predicted model, not a curated record
UCAUUUCAUCAGAAGAGAAGGAAAAGGUAAAAGAAGAAGGAAUGUGAAGCAGAAAAUUCAAUCCGAUCGAAUGCAGCUUUGACAUCCGCAACGAGACCGACCUCUCCCUCUCCCCCCCCCCCCCUCUCUCUCUCUCUCUCUCUCUCUCUAUCUAUCUUGUUUCUCUCUCUAAGUUACAGCGAAGAACGAACGUAGACUCACAUGAGCUCGAUAGAUUGAAGGACUUCGGAAGAGGACUAAUUCGAACUACAAAACCCUAGAUAAGCAUAUGCACAUACAUAUAUAGUAUAUACUUGGAGCUCUGUAUUUAAUGCGAGCAGAAGAGAGAGCCAGUCGAGGACGAGUAUUAGGGGAUUUGCCUGUCAAUUUUUCAUCAGUUCGCAGGGAAUAUCUUGGUACUGCUUGAAUUCUUGCUCUGAGAUUCAUGCGAAAACAGGCUGAAGAUUGUGACUUUAUCAGAGAUAAGGCAAUUCAAGAAUGUCGAGGGCUAAAGCUUGUUGCUUGUUUUUGGUUUUCUUUGUCAACCGACUUGUUUCUGGUGGCGCUCCACACUGUAUGCUCGGGCCCAAAGGCUUUCCAUAGCCGUUGGUGCAAAAAAUGAGUCUAGAAUGUUCACCUUUGGCUGUGAGCGGGGGCAUUGACUGGAUAUUCAGAUUUGUGGUUUGUUGCAUAAUUGUAGCUUAGUAAAUCUCGUGCCAUUGGGAUUCAAAUCCCUUUAGAUAGUUUAAUAGUUAAUUAAGUGUUUUGUAUUUUGUGCUGUUGAAAGUAUGGUACCAUCAGGGCCUCCAACGCCAAUUGGUGGUGCCCAGCCUAUUCCGCCUACCUUACUGCGAUCAAAUUCUGGUUUGUUGGGUGCUCAAGGGAGUGCAAUGCCUUCACAGGGUGCUUUCCCCAAUCUUGUUUCACCCCGCACACAGUUUACUGGUGCCAAUAUGCUUGGGAAUGUUUCUAAUGUCUCAUCCCUUCUCCAUCAGUCUUUUGGAAAUGGAGUUCCAAAUUCUGGACUUUCUGGUCAUGGAAAUAGUCAGAGGGGAAUUAUGGACACUGGAGCAGAAUCUGAUCCAAUCGCUUCUGUUGGAAAUGGAAUGAGUUUUACUUCCACUCCCUCAACAUUUAUAGCAUCAAACAUGGCAAAUCCAGGUUCAUCGGCUCAAAUGCAGGGACAGCAAUUUCAGAACUCUUCAAGCAACCAGAUGUUAACAGAUCAACAACAAUCUCAUCAACUUGAUCCUCAAAAUUUUCAACAUAAUCAGCAACAGAUGCAACAGUUUUCUGCCCCUCAGAACAACCAUCAGCAGCAGCAGCAGCAAUAUCAGUCUAUUCGAGGAUUAGGUGGUGUAAAGAUGGAACCGCAAGUAACAAAUGAUCAGCACACCCAGCCUCCACAGCAGUUGCAGUCAUUGAGAAAUAUUAGUACUGUAAAACUGGAACCCCAACAAAUUCAGUCAAUAAGAAGCCUACCACCUGUAAAGAUGGAGCCCCAACACUCAGAGCAGUCAUUGUUUCUGCAUCAACAACAGCAACAGCAACAGCAACAGCAGCAACAACAGCAGUAUCUCCAUUUGACUCGGCAGUCUCCUCAGGCAACUGCCCAUAUGAAUAUUUUGCAACAACAGAGACUUAUGCAGCUGCAACAGCAGCAGCAGCAGCAACAACUUGCCUUGAAGGCUCUUCCUCUACAACGAUCCUCAUCACAGGCACCAUUUCAGUCGCAAAAUUUGCCUUUGAGGUCUCCUGUUAGAUAUGAACCUGGCAUGUGUGCCCGGCGGUUGACACGGUAUAUGUAUGAGCAACAACACCGUCCAGAGGACAACAAUAUUGAAUUUUGGAGAAAAUUUGUUGCUGAUUAUUUUUCUCCGAAUGCCAAGAAAAAAUGGUGUGUUUCUAUGUAUGGAAGUGGUCGCCCAGCAACUGGAGUCGUCCCGCAGGAUGUAUGGCACUGUGAAAUAUGUAACCGGAAACCUGGCCGUGGAUUUGAGGCAACUGUUGAGGUCCUGCCUAGGCUUUUCAAAAUCAAGUAUGAGAGUGGAACUUUGGAAGAGCUUCUUUAUGUUGAUAUGCCCCGUGAAUAUCAGAACAACUCUGGUCAAAUUGUCCUGGAUUAUGCAAAAGCUAUACAGGAAAGUGUUUUCGACCAGCUUCGUGUUGUCCGGGAUGGUCAACUUCGGAUAGUUUUUUCUCCGGACCUGAAGAUAUGCUCCUGGGAGUUCUGUGCUAGGCGUCAUGAAGAGCUUAUACCUCGGAGAUUGUUGAUUCCUCAGGUUAGCCAUCUUGGGGCUGCAGCUCAAAAGUACCAGACAGCUACUCAGAAUGCAUCAUCUAAUCUGUCAGUGCCAGAGUUACAAAAUAACUGUAACAUGUUUGUUGCAUCAGCUCGUCAGUUGGCUAAAGCAUUGGAAGUGCCAUUAGUAAAUGAUUUAGGAUAUACAAAAAGAUAUGUUCGUUGCCUGCAGAUAUCCGAAGUGGUCAAUAGCAUGAAAGAUUUGAUUGAUUACAGCCGAGAAACUGGGACUGGACCAAUGGAGAGCUUAGCCAAGUUCCCUCGGAGGACAAGUUCUACAUCUGGGGUUCGCAGUCAACCUCAACAGGCGGAAGAGCCAAUACAACAACAGCAACAGCAGCAGCAGCAGACAAUUGGUCAGAACUCAACCAAUGAUCAAAGCUCUGUCCAGGCCACUGCAAUGCAAGUUAGUUCUACGCCCAGUGUAAAUAAUUCUCUCAACCCAGGAUCUACAACAUCCUCUGCUAGCACCAUUGCUGGGCUUCUCCAUCAGAAUCCGAUGAACCCAAGGCACCAAAACCCUAUGAAUAAUGCAAAUAGUCCUUAUGGAGGAAGUGGUAUUCAGAUUCCAUCUCCUGGUUCAUCAAGUACAAUACCGCAGGGUCAACCCAACCCUUCUCCUUUCCAAUCACCAACCCCGUCGUCCUCAAACAAUGCUUUACAAAAUUCCCAUGGUGGCUUAACCGGAGCACCUCAUAUGAGUUCUGCAAAUUCACCAAACAUCUCCAUGCAACAGCCAGCACUAUCUGGUGAUGCGGACCCAAAUGAUACCCAGAGCUCUGUGCAGAAAAUCAUACAUGAAAUGAUGAUGUCUUCACAACUCAAUGGUGGGGUUGGUGGUAUGGCAGGUGUUGGUACGUUGGCGAAUGAUGUGAAAAAUGUUAAUGGAAUAUUGUCCCCUAACAAUGGCACUGGACUUAAUGGUGGCAAUGGCCUGGUGGGAAAUGGAGCAGUCAGCAACAACGCAGGAAUGGGGGGUGCAGGAUUUGGUGGCAUGGCUGGACUUGGCCAGUCAGCCAUGCUCAAUGGAAUCCGAGCUGCUAUAGGUAAUAACUCCAUGGCAAUGAAUGGAAGGGUAAGCAUGACGGCAAUGGGUCGAGACCAAAAUAUGAGCCAUCAACAACAGGCUUUGGGAGACCAACUUCUUAGUGGUCUUGGAGCAGCUAAUGGGUUCAGUAACCUACAAUUUGACUGGAAACCAUCUCCGUAAGCUGCUAUUUGGGAUUGACUGAUGCAUCUUGUCUUGAAUAGAGCUGCUUGGGCAGCACGGGAAGCUGCAGAUUUGCCUUCUUCAGCCUUGUGAAGAGAUAGCUGCAGAAAGAACGGGUGUGAGGGCCUCUCUGUGUACUAAUUUUGGAAAGGAAAACAUAUAGCAUAGUUUUUAUGGUCGAAUUACAGCAUCAUCAAUCAUCAUCCGACGUGGCUUCGUUUUCUUCUAACUUCGUUCCCCCAAUUUAUGAUUCAAUACACCCUACUCUGCUUAUCCCCCUCUGCUUAUAACGGCCUUGGAAUUGGAAAUUCAUGGAGUGCCUGUUGUUUCUGUCUCUGGUGCAGCUCUCUUGUCAUCUGCUUCCAGUGUACCCUUUCCGGAGCUAUCUGUAAACUAGAGUAUCUGCAAGUCUCUCUCUUCAGCGUGUGUAUAUAUAUUCUGAAAUUGGGUUGGAAAUUUUAGUGUUAGAACUUUUUCUCCAAAUUUUGAGUUGGAGUUUACUUAUUGGAGCUCAAGGUUCAUGUUUGUCUGUUGUGUUUGCUUACUGGGUUUGACUUUGGCCAGUUUCUACAUCUCUAGGCUGGGUGUUCACCUCUUGCAUACUUGCUACCCUAGGCCUCGCAGGAGCACUGUAAUGUGCAUCAAGCACUUUAGACUCCCUGUAUUUGACAUGAAGAAUUGGUAGCUUGUUUAAAA